Messenger RNA from Alosa sapidissima (American shad), 2613 nucleotides. It is a transcript of the gene qpctlb, whose product is annotated as glutaminyl-peptide cyclotransferase-like b. Gene Ontology annotation, molecular function: zinc ion binding; glutaminyl-peptide cyclotransferase activity. Bases 209 to 1384 code for a protein of 391 amino acids. The record is from RefSeq and is a predicted model, not a curated record. The transcript is spliced from 8 exons. NCBI's taxonomy places the organism in Eukaryota, Metazoa, Chordata, Actinopteri, Clupeiformes, Clupeidae.
CAAGAGGAGCCUAGUCCAUCGCAGUCAGUGAGAAGUAGCCACAGCAGUGCUGCGUAGAUUGGUUCAGUCUCGCACCGAUUUUUUGAAACAUAGGAUAUACAUAUUGCCCGGAAUGACAGUGCAAUACAGGAUCAAUACAAAAAGGACUAUGAUCUCCAGAAUAUUAAAAACGCCUAAAUAGACAACUCCAAGCGUUCCUUGAUCUGGGAUGAGGCUGCGGUACCGAGCUGUGCCGCUCCGACUCGGCAAGGCGAUCUGUCGAUGCGACCAGCCGCGGAUCCAUCGAGUGAGAGCCGUGUUCUUCUGCCUAUGGGGUCUGCUGGCGCUCGCCCUGGCUCUCGGCUUCUCUCUCUCCAGCAGCGACACCGACAGCGACCAAGUUCUCAUUCACAUACCUGACCUGACGAAGGACAAGCUUUCUCACAGACCUCGGAAGCGCACGGUAGCCCUGGUGCGUAGGCUUGUGUCCCAGGUGGACGGCCAGAGGUUGUGGCAUGCGUUCCUCCAGCCCCUCCUUAUCGAGAGACAGCCUGGUAGCAAGGGGAGCCGCGCUGUGCGUAAGCACAUCUCCUCGCGACUGUACACACUGUCAGCUGGCUGGACAGUGGAGUUUGACUCGUUCAACCACGCCACCCCUCGCGGCCCCAUUAACUUCUCCAACAUCCUGGCGGUGCUGGACCCGCUGGCCCCCCGCAGGCUCCUGCUGGCCUGCCACUACGACACCAAGGCGCUGCGCGUCACCCCCAGCGGCUCGCUCAAGGUGUUCGUGGGCGCCAGUGACUCGGCCGUCCCCUGUGCCAUGAUCCUGGAGCUGGUGACAGCGCUGGACGAAUACCUCAGGGUGCUGAAACAGCAGAGGAUCUCUCAGGUGACCCUACAGCUGGUCUUCUUUGAUGGGAAAGAGGCCAUCGAGGAGUGGACGGCCAGCGACUCCCUCUACGGCUCGCGACACCUGGCUCAGAGGAUGGCCCAGAUACCUCAUCCACCUGGUGCCACGGAAACCACUUUGAUUGACGCAGUGGACCUGCUGUUGUUAUUGGACCUAAUUGGAGCUCCAGCUCCGAUGUUUGUGAAUCACUUUGACAACACUGGCCGCUGGUUUGACCGCCUCAUGUCUGCAGAGAAGAGACUCCAUAAACUGGGCCUGCUGUCCUCCCACCCCAACCCCCAGAGCUACUUUACCAAGGACGUCCGCAUGGGCCCAGUCGAGGAUGACCAUGUGCCUUUCCUGGAGAGAGGGGUCCCUGUGCUGCACAUGAUCGCCACGCCCUUCCCUCCCUUCAUGCACACCGUCGAGGACACCGCCGGACACAUCCACGUCCAGACGGUGGAGAAUCUGACCAAGGUCCUGGCCGUGUUUCUGUCGGAAUAUCUGGGCCUUUAAACGUUCCGUGGCCUCUGCUUCAGCACUUUACGUCGUCGGGAUGAAGAUGAUGGAUGAGAGGGAGGAAGAGGAGCAGAUCUGAUAUGAAAUCUGUCAGCAAAUGAACUCAUAUCAUUGCAUUGCAAGGGCAUCAUGUUGCAAUAUGCAUUGAGUUUAUGACAAUAAUUUAAUUACAGCCUCUAUCCACCUUUGUUAUGUGCCUUUGACGCAUAUACUAUGUAUGAUUUGGACAGGGUGCUGCCUUCUUGUUCUGGAGAAGCAGUGACAUCAGUUCUAGUGUGUACAUGUGCCAUGGACUACACCUCAGCUCCAGCUUCCUGUGGAGAUAAAAAGCCAAAUAUGAUCGAAAGAAAGGGAAGUAGGAAAUGCCAAAAGGCAUCCAGCGUUGUUAAAGGUGCUCUAAGUCAUGAGAUGAGGUUUUUAAGCUAAAAGAUUUUUUUAUCACGUACAGCAAACAUCUCCUCACGAUCCGCUAGCUGCCUGUUUCCUGAAUACACGGUAAACAAAUGUUGUCUCUGUAGACAGCCCAGGCUCCAGAAACGGCAAUAAAAACAGCCUGGUCCAGCCUGGACCAUGAAACAUAACAAACUGUUCCAGCCAAUCAUCGACGUUCAUGUUCGUUUCAAUAGCACGGGAGGGAGAGGGCGGGAGGGGUGAGCUAGCUCUCUGGUUUGUAGUGACGUUACCCAGCUUUGCUUAGAGAGGGCGGGAGGGGUGAGCUAGCUCUCUGGUUUGUUUGAAGGUCAACAGAAGUGACGUUACCCAGCUUUGCUUAGAGAACCUCUAACUUGAAGCCAUGGUUAUGUGAGCAUGUGUUGAAGUGCAAUAACAUAGUUAUUAACAUAGUGAUGCAAUAAUGUAAAUAAUUUAGCUAUGAUACAGCAUUCGGGUCCUCUGUAUACAGCUCAGGAGUGACUGCAAACAUCAAAUAUCUCAACAGGAUGGUGCCAGCCUACUAUAUACGCUCACACAUAUGAAAUAUAUCUAUUGGAUUAAUAAAGCCCGGAGCAGGCCAGUAAGGCCAGGUAGGCCAUAUGCAACAAAGUCUUCGUCUGGUCAGCGGCACGCAUGUGUAGUGGCACAAAUGCCCUCUGGUGUUCUUACUAGAUUUGAGAUGACCUGCUGUAUGUGUGGCGAGGGGUCACUGGUCAGUUGUGACCAUGGUGAUUAUAUACAGUUGCACUGAUUGCACUGAUAUUGUGAGGUUAAACCAGUGUAUUGCAAUAUCA